UGGAAGAACACAAACACUACGGACUCGCGCAGGGACAAGAGAAUCGAGGAGAAAGUGACAUCUUUAUCAUUUCGUGCGCUCAAUAUGAAUUUUACUUGAUGAAUUUGAUCAUACACGAGCAACUUAGCACGUCAAAGUGCAAUUAUGAGCGUGCACUCACUAAAGAGAGCUUAUAAGGUUUACUUUACACCUGCUUUAUGAAGAAGCGCUGUGUUAUUCGAUUCUGAUACUGAGAUAGGAAAGUUGAAACAUGGGAUCGAAGCUGACUAGGCAAAGUAGUUUGGACAGCCAGGCGACUUUCUUUCGGAGGGGUCGACAGCAUCAUGAGCGGGAUGUGGAGAAGAGGAGUGGAGGAAGAGGAGAGUUUUUAUUCAGUUCUCUCAUGCUCAAGUCCGACAAGCUCCCCGGAAUGCUGCGCAAAUCCAGUCCCAGCCCGUACGUCCGGAGAGUGGCUUGGGUUCGGGAGAUCCAAACCCUGCUGAAGGAGCAAAAGUUGGAGCAAGCCAUCGAUGUUCUGAAACUGCUUAGAAAGGACCUGGGUCUUGAAGGAACAUCUCUCAACGACAUCCUUUACAAGAACGCUGCCUUCCUUAACCUAGUGGAUCCAAUUUCCCAUGAGCUUUUGCUCAGUUUGGCCCGAGACAUGCAGUGUCCAAAGAGGGAGUCUGAUGCUCUCAAGUCCUCUGAGAAGAUCUGCAGGCAGCUGAUCUAUCACCUGACCCCUCACUCCAAGUGGAGCAGACAGAACGUGCCCAGGAAGAAGUCUCAAGCCUGUUUAAAAACUACACUGAAAAAGAAAUUAACGAACGAUACCGUGGAUCUGUCUGGUAUCCCUCUUUCUGGCCGUGAUCUACAUCGUGUGGCAUACUACCUUCAGAACAAUGGUUCAUCUGUGACAGCGGUGGACAUCAGCUUCACAGAGCUCCAAGAUGAGUGCUUACGACUUCUUUUACCAUUCUUAGGAAUGCUACCCAAACUCACCACCCUUGCAAUCAACGGUAACCGGCUGACCGUAGCUAUCCUUAAAGACCUGAUCGAGGUGGUUAAGGACCCCAAAAAGUUUCCAAGUUUGGCCUGGGUGGACCUGGGCAACAAUGUGGACAUCUUUACUGUGCCUCAGCCGCUGCUGGUCGCCCUACGCAGACGCUUUGGAAUGAGAAGCAGCCUACCUACCAUCUACGAAUACAGUGAGGGUCAAAGCAGCAGCUACUGCCUAGAGACUUCUACUGAGGAAAUCAGUGUGUUUGAGGAAGAGGAGGACGAAGAGGAUGAGCUGGAAGACCAUCUGGUGCUGGAGCCCUGGAGUGUAGAAGAGAAAAAUACAUUGCAUUACUGUGAAAGGUGAUGGACUCUGCUGUUUCUUUUGGUUUGGUAUUGUUCUUUUGUUAUUCUAACACUCCAAAGAAAGGUCAAGUGUACCAAUGCUGUAAAAGCAUUAAGCACCCCUUUGCCACAAAACCUAAAUGGAGUGCCAUGAGAUAAAAUGGUUAUGUAAAGACAAGUUGGUGCCUAGAGUUGGGAUUUUAAAAGAAUGGGAAAGAUAGAUCAGGACCUGUUCCUCACUCCUCCAUCUUUAUUCUUUAGUCCAGUUGCUGCAGAAAGCAUCAGUCAAUCUGUUGUUUUAAAUUUUAAACUUAAAUUUCAGGUCAAACACUAACUGACCACAUAUAAAAUAACAGAACGAGACCAAUUUGUAAGACAUAAAACAAGCACCACAAGGCAAUCUUUGCCACCCACAUCCGCAACUUUGAGGCUUCUGAUGUGAAACUUUCACAUUUGGCUUGUGACAGAUACGGCCAAAUGCUCCCCUCUGAGAAGGCUUUUGUCCAGGGUAGAUUCGCCUCAAUUAGACGAGCGAGGAGAGGUGAGAGAAGAGAGAAAAGAG
This is a messenger RNA of Carassius carassius (crucian carp), 1885 nucleotides long. It is a transcript of the gene lrrc75bb, whose product is annotated as leucine rich repeat containing 75Bb. NCBI's taxonomy places the organism in Eukaryota, Metazoa, Chordata, Actinopteri, Cypriniformes, Cyprinidae. The transcript has 4 exons. The record is from RefSeq and is a predicted model, not a curated record. Bases 251 to 1345 code for a protein of 364 amino acids.